Coccidioides posadasii C735 delta SOWgp is the source of this 3683-nucleotide messenger RNA. RefSeq names its product SNF1-interacting protein (gene SIP5). NCBI's taxonomy places the organism in Eukaryota, Fungi, Ascomycota, Eurotiomycetes, Onygenales, Onygenaceae. Gene Ontology annotation, cellular component: cytoplasm. The record is from RefSeq and is a predicted model, not a curated record.
GGAGGCGAAAACUCGAUAACUCUCGUGGAGGGCGCUGCCUGGCUGCCCAUCUCCUUCACCACCUUCUCCCCUCCCCCAGCAGUCCAUCACAAGCCUCCUCCAGGCCUGCGUCUGGGGUUCCGUCCAGAUCCUGAACCUACAAAUCUCCUUUGUGCUCUCAAUGCACACAACUUAUCGUCAUCCAUGUCGAUAUUGGUGGAUCAAUGAUCUUCCACAAGAGAACUGUUGUUACGGAGCUGCUUUAACGUGCAAUUUGCCAUCACUUGCUCUCAACGUUUAUAAUAAGGUCGUCCUACCCGCUUCCAUGUGAAUCUGGACUCCCUGUCCACGACGCAUGUCAUAAACUCAAAGUGAUUCAUCCGCCCAACACCCUCUGGACUCUCAUUUCCGCCCUUUCGAGCCAUCACUGCCAUACCAACUCCUCCACUGUACUGCUAUGCCUUCACCACCAUAACCUGCACGCAAUAUCUUCGCUCAUAUGGCCGUUCUGCUUCCUGACAAACGUCGAGUACGUCCAAGGGUUACGGUACCUUCGUAGUCCGUGCACCUGUUCCGCGGUCCGCCACACGAAGGAGGGCACUGCAGGCGGUCCACAUUCCCACCAAAAAUUCCUCAGACUUUCCCCUUUCUUUAUUUAUAGAAAGCCUCGAAUAUUCAUAGAGACGAGAUCUCACUUUUCCUUCUUUCCAUAGGUCGUCGGGUCUCCCCUCCCCCUAUCCUUCUUGGCCCUGGUCUGCUGGAGUUCCUAAUUACCGCCCAUAUUCAGUAUGGGAAACGCAGCGACGAAGGAGAGCCGAUCCUCGCAGGAACACUCCGCUCGGCAUUCGCGAGGCGGAUCAACGGCUUCCACGGCAGCAUACGAUCAUUACAGGCCCUCAGAUGGUAUACAUGCUAGCUCGUCCCGCGCUCUCCGCGGUGGCCGGUCUGAUUUUGCUCUGCUCGGUCUCGGAGCUGAAAGAGAGCCAGUGGAGUAUCGUCGCGAAACAAGACAAGAGAGAGAAGCUAGGAAGCGAGAAAAGGAAAAUGCAGCCAGAAUUAAAGAGCGCCAGCGCAGCAUGAAGGAAGAGCAUGUCGAUGGUGGCUAUCUGGUGACACAAGGGGUGUAUGUUGGCACGGAGGACUUCAAUAAAGCGAUAGUAAGGCAGUUAAUGAUCGAACGACGCCUUGCCCCCUUUUGGAGAGGGUUGAAUGAUUUCUCGGAGUCAUGGACGGAGCACCAGUUGAUGGCCGCUGCUAGAGGGAUGCCAAUCCCCGCGCCAGAUGAAGUGCCCCCCGAGCUGGAAUAUAAAAUACCCUCGAAGUCUUCCGCGGAAAAGCAGCCACCAGAAAGAAAUCUCAAUACCUUAAUGGUCCCAAUAACGUCGAGAUCCCAGUCUUACAAUUCGGAUACCUCGUCGAUUAAUCGUACUAUAUCGCCCGCGCGGUCACCUGGAGCUCUGAGUCCGACUAACUCCUUUCUUAGAGGCCGUGCUAAAACGUUGGCCUCUCUGACGACAUCUUCAAAAACGCCCGCAUCUGAUAUGGCCCCUCGCGAACUUCAGCUUCCCAAGGACCCUUUUGUCAACGGACAGCCGAUCGAGGCAUACUUGUACAAAGAUGCUUCUGAAUGCCCUAUCUGUUUCCUUUAUUACCCGCCUUAUCUGAACAAGACGAGAUGCUGCGAUCAACCAAUAUGUUCGGAAUGUUUUGUACAGAUAAAACGUCCAGACCCCCACCCUCCCGAGCAUCAUGAUCCAAACAAUUCCGAAACCACCCGUCCGGACGAGCCGGAGGGACAACUCGUUUCGGAACCCGCGGCAUGCCCUUUCUGCGUCCAACCCGAAUUCGGUGUCAUGUAUACUCCACCCCCGUUCCGCCGUGGGCUAGCGUAUGCAGCCAGUCCUGGCGUCCAUGCGCUUGCUAAUUCUUCGGCUGCGUCCUCAGCGUCGUCGUUGGUCUCUGGGGGUGCCAACCCGGGUACCAGGCGGCGCGCUGUCUCGAUAUCUGCCGAUUCACCCAGCGUGAUAACUACCGACAGGGUUCGUCCAGACUGGGCCACGAAACUUGCUGCAGCGAGAGCGCAGGCCGCCAGAAGAUCCGCCGCUGCCACCGCGCUCCAUACGGCUGCGUAUAUGAUGAAUAACCCCGGGGGUCCAGGCGAGCCCAGGCGACGCGGCAUGUUGAGAAGAACCGCUGGUCAAGAUAGCCCAGGUGGCAGGACGGCACCUCCGCAUGUAAACGCAAUGGCAUACCUUGCCGAGCGACGGGUUGUCACUGAUCGCGAAAACGCUUCUCCGGUUGAUAGCACUACUAAUCUUGCUCCCCCUCGAGCUAGCUCUCGCCGUAGUCGGAUCGAUGAGCUAGAAGAGAUGAUGAUGAUGGAAGCCAUCAGGCUGAGCUUGGCUGCUGAGGAAGAACGACGUAAAAAGGAAGAGAAAGAGACCAGAAAAGAAGCCAAGCGUCGAGAGAAGGAGGCUAAGAAGGCCGAAAAGAGUGCAAAGAAGGCUGGGCUUGAUAGCCAGAAUCCGAGCAAUCUUACAUCGAGUACCUCUUCCGCCAAUUCUGCUGUUCAAACAGCAGGUGGAGCGAAUUCUGAACUCAACAUGUCCGCGAACAAAGGCAAAGGCGUAGAUCGAUCGGAGCCAAGGCCAGGUGUAUCGACUGAAGCAGGCUCUUCGACCGAACCACCAAAGAUUACCAUAAAAGACCUCAAGGGCGAGCAAUUCAGCUCAAUGCUGGAAGGCUCAAGCAAAAAUAUGCAUCUUCGCCACGUCUCUAGUGCCUCCUCUUCCAAUUCCUCGCUUGUUGAGUCUGCAUUCGGCGAAUCAAUAGGCUCUGGAACGCCGCAUAACGGGUCGAGUUCCAGUUUGGCCGCCAUUCAUGGAUUCAGAAGCCUUGCCGCAAUGAUUGAUGAUACUCCAUCGGGUGAUUCUGGUGAAAGUAUGAAUCGUCCUGGAAGCACGAACGAACAAGUACAGGGAGCUCCAGCAGCAAAGGAGCCCUCCGAAAAUUCUGCGCCAAACGAACCAGAUCAAGUUACGCUACUAUCUUCUUCCCCUUCUCUUGAACAAAAGGAUACUCUGGGUAAAGAAGUGCAUAUGUCUUCAGCGGAGGUGCUUCCGCAAUCAAGUCUAGGCACCGCAAGCUAGCUAGUCAAGACACAGGUGAUGAACGUGCCUCUUGAUGACAGGAGACUUUUGAAGCGGCUGGCUACGCAAAUGUGCUGCUGAUAUAACCUGCAAUUUUCUCCAUUUUUUUCCCCUCCUUAUGCUCCUUUCGAAGUUCAGAAUACGACGAAGUUUGCUGAUCCCGGGGAAUUAAGCGUUCUUUUUCUUUUUCUUUAUUUUUUGUGGUUCCUUUUUUCCCCUUCUCUUUCUUUCUUGCACCUUUUGAUUCGUACUGUGCUCUAGGUGAUACACUCCGGGUUUUUUGAAGCGCUGAUGUGGAGUUUUUUUUGGGACGCGGGGAUCCGGAUGACUAUGUUUUGAGGAUAACUUUUGUGGCAUGGCUGUUUCCAGUUAAUUUGUACAGGAGUAAAUGCGGUGAUUGUUUUCUCCUUUUCGUUUGCUGCUCUUUUGGCAAUUCAAUUUUUUUUUAACCCGCUCCUCUCAAGGUGAUUAUUUGCAGCUGGAGAGCUUGUUCAAGGUCGAUUUCAAAUACAGUUCCACAGAGUAUACAAGUUAACUCAAAGUUUCUUUUUUUGA